AUGUUGGAUUUUUCAAAUUGCCUCCUCUUCCUCGCCCUCUCCUCGCCAAAGUGCGCCCCCCUCUACGCUUUUCACACAAUUGUGUUCAACUUGCGCGCGUGGCCUACUGGCUACACAGUGUGCCAGAAAAUCUCAAUUUUCCUGUAUGUCGACUGGACACUCUGGAAAAAUGCAACUGAGAAUGAGGAAGGAAAAAGUUCUGGAAUAGUGGACGGAAGUGUUAAGUUUGCGGAUUUCGAAAAAAAUUUUCAGUUGAUAACUUGUGUCAGAGUUACUUCGAAACAACAAUCAACGUCAUCUUCUUCUGCUCAUCGUCAUCGACUGAAGGAAAAAUGGACAAAACGAGAAGCUCCGAUGCCGUUUCAGCCAGUUCGACAACAGCGGAAGAGAAUAAUAUAA
Molecule: messenger RNA, 399 nt
Organism: Caenorhabditis briggsae
Lineage: Eukaryota; Metazoa; Nematoda; Chromadorea; Rhabditida; Rhabditidae
Exons: 4
Coding region: 1-399 (132 amino acids)
Source: RefSeq, a predicted model, not a curated record